Messenger RNA from Exophiala xenobiotica, 603 nucleotides. RefSeq lists its product as uncharacterized. Lineage: Eukaryota; Fungi; Ascomycota; Eurotiomycetes; Chaetothyriales; Herpotrichiellaceae. Gene Ontology annotation, cellular component: nucleus; cytosol; EKC/KEOPS complex. The coding region runs from base 1 to 603 and encodes 200 amino acids. The record is from RefSeq and is a predicted model, not a curated record. The transcript has 3 exons. Gene Ontology annotation, biological process: telomere maintenance via recombination; tRNA threonylcarbamoyladenosine modification.
AUGGUUGAAACAAUCCACCUCGCGCACACGCCGCCCGAGCUGGCGCUCCACGUUGCCGUGUACACCGACGUCGAAAACGCCUCGUUCCUCAAAGAACAACUCCUGGCCGGCAACGCCGAGUUCGAAUAUGCGUUCAUAGAUGCGAGCAUGAUUCUGUCCACCAAGCACGUUCUGGCUGCCGCUUUCCGCGCGAUGAACGACUAUCUCAAUGAACGUCUCAAGUCGCGAAACAUCCAUUCUGAAAUUGUCUUCUGUCUGAGCCCGAACAACAAUAUCGGCGAAGCCUUCCGACGUUUCGGCGUCAGCGAAUCGACCCGUAAUCUAGUCGUCCUCAAGGUCGCUACCACACCAGACAUCACCCUCGAGAACGUCAGCCAGCAUCUUUCGACGCACAUCCAGGGGAAGGAAUGUGACUUUGAUGAUGCGAGUUUCCGCAAAAUCUCCGACGUCGACCGAAUCCGCAAAGUGUACAAAGCCAACUUACCAACGAGCUCGAGUAAAGACGGCAAAGCCGUCAACGGCACAAGUGACCGGGAAUUCGAUCCGAUAUGGAGUCUGGAGAGGCAGGUUCUGGGUUUGAUGGCCCUGAGAGGCGCGACUUGA